UAACUAGGUCGUUUUACGUCAUGUUGCGUGAGGACCGUUCCACGCUUCCUCUUCGCGGCAGUGUGACUUUAGCUUGUUUGUUGAGUUGAUUUGAGUGGAAUAGGGUGUGCAAAGUGACAAUAAUUGUUUUGCAAUGUUGAUUUUGUCCAACAGGAUAAGGUUUUGCUCUCUGGCGUUCACCGCCUCCCGCCUGUACAGCAGCGGCCCCGCUGCUGCUAAUAAAAACCCCAGGGUUUACUUUGACAUUGCUGCAGACAACGAGCUGCUGGGCAGAGUGACAUUUGAGCUCAACGCAGAUGUUGUGCCAAAAACUGCAGAAAACUUCAGAGCCCUGUGUACAGGAGAACAUGGCUUUGGUUACAAGGGCUCCACCUUCCACAGAGUGAUUCCUCAGUUUAUGUGCCAGGGUGGGGACUUCACAAACCACAAUGGAACAGGUGGGAAGUCCAUUUAUGGUUUGAGAUUUCCUGAUGAGAACUUCAAGCUGCAGCACACUGGACCCGGUAUCUUGUCUAUGGCCAAUGCUGGACCCAACUCCAAUGGAUCCCAGUUCUUCAUUUGCACCACAAAAACAGAGUGGCUCGAUGGCAAGCAUGUUGUUUUUGGCAGUGUGACGGAGGGGAUGGAUGUGAUCAAGAAAGUGGAGUCCUAUGGUUCCCGGUCUGGACACACCUCCAAGAAGAUCAAAAUCUCAGACUGCGGAGAGGUCGAGCCCAUGUGAACAACGGGUUCUCUCAGAGUUGCAUCUCCUCAGUCUCAACAGAAGAGUCCUUUUCUUCAUUGAUGGUGCAAACAGCGACCUCUCUUUGGUCGAAAUGGAUCACUGGAUCUCGCAUUUUAAUAUGGUGGCACUUGACUGCUGUUAGCUUUUACUCUGGUACCUGUGAUGCCCUCAAAAUGUGAACUUAUUGAGAGUUGUAAAUCAGAGGUUCUAUGCAUUUCUAAAAAAAAAAAAAGUUAUUAGAUUUUUUUAUUUUUUGUGAAAGUGGGAAUAUUUGUUGAAAUUUUUGUAGCAAUGCAUUAUUGGAUUCCUUCCAAAACAAUAAAGGCAAUUAAUUCAAA
Messenger RNA from Girardinichthys multiradiatus, 1062 nucleotides. RefSeq names its product peptidylprolyl isomerase Fb (gene ppifb). The transcript has 6 exons. The record is from RefSeq and is a predicted model, not a curated record. Lineage: Eukaryota; Metazoa; Chordata; Actinopteri; Cyprinodontiformes; Goodeidae. Gene Ontology annotation, cellular component: mitochondrion. Gene Ontology annotation, biological process: cellular response to hydrogen peroxide; protein folding; protein peptidyl-prolyl isomerization. Gene Ontology annotation, molecular function: peptidyl-prolyl cis-trans isomerase activity. Bases 134 to 721 code for a protein of 195 amino acids.